AUGUUCUUUCUUGCCUUCGUCACCCUCGCGUUCUCCGCAGCGCUAUCGUUGGCCGGCCCUGCAACCAAGCGCGCCUCGGCCCUGGAGGUUUCGCUCACCGCUCCGACCGAAGUUUUGUCGAUCGGCGACAUCAAGAUCAGCGUCGCGGUCACUAACACCGACUCGGAAGACGUCAAGGUGCUCAAGUAUGGCUCCGUUCUCGACGGCGCGCUCCCGACGCGCUCUUUCAAGGUCUCCAAGGAUGGCGUGGAGGCAGUCUUCACUGGGGUCAAGCUCCAGGUCGAUAUGACUUUCGCUGACGACUCUGCGUUCAUCGUCAUUCCUGCCGGCAAGAGCGUCGUCGUCAAUCACGACGUCGCCUCUCUCUUCGACUUCGAGUCGCUCGGCGCGGGGUCGUUUGAGUUCGAACCGCUCAACACCUUCCAGGUCGUCAAAGACAACGCUCACCCGAGCGCGUACACGGUUUCGACGAAGCCCUUUACGGUCAACGUCAAGUCCGACGUGCAGAAGCACGCACUCCAGACCUUUGAGAAGCGCGCAGUCAUGAACUGCUCGUCAACCACUACCGAGGCGGACUUCAUCGCCGCGAGCUACACGGAGAGCAAGUCGCUCGCCGCGCUCGCCGCGAGCUACGUCCAGAGCCACGGCGAGGACGCGCUCUUCGCCUCGUACUUCGGCACCGGCACCACGUCCGCCGUGCUCAAUGUUCUCGGAAAAGUCGCCGGCGAGAACUCGAGCAGCCGCACCCUGAGCUGCCACGACCCGUACGGGGUCUGCCAGCCCGGCGUCAUCGCCUACACCGCCAUCGUUGGCGACAACGACAUAUACUACUGCAGCAUUUUCUACAACGAGGUCCAGAUCGCCCGGCUCUGCAGCGACACGUCCGUCGAGGCCCGCAACGUCCGUGGCGGUACUACCCUCCACGAGCUGACACACGCGACGGCGGGCACGGUCGACGUCGGGUAUGGGUGCUCGUUCGACAUGGGGCUUUCGGCGAACCCCGCGGUGACCAAUGCAGACAGUUACAAUUGCUUCGCGACCCAGAUUUACAAGAACACGCAGUGCUAA
This is a messenger RNA of Epithele typhae, 1068 nucleotides long. RefSeq names its product Metalloprotease. NCBI's taxonomy places the organism in Eukaryota, Fungi, Basidiomycota, Agaricomycetes, Polyporales, Epitheliaceae. Gene Ontology annotation, molecular function: metalloendopeptidase activity. The coding region runs from base 1 to 1068 and encodes 355 amino acids. Gene Ontology annotation, biological process: proteolysis. The record is from RefSeq and is a predicted model, not a curated record. The transcript is spliced from 6 exons.